AUGGUAUUCACUGAAACGAAACCACGUGGGCCAAUCUCGGCUAUGAAUUCAACACCGGGUCCAGUUUAUCUAUUGCCAGGUUUAGUCGGAAGUAAUGCUCAUGAUCCACGUUCAGUUCAUACCAAACAACCAGCAUAUUCCUUCGGUCUUAAGCAUGGUAAAUAUAAAGAUGAAGCAUCACCUGGUCCAUGUUAUUUUCCAAAUCCAAAAAUCUCUCGAACUGGUAAAGAUGGAACACCACAUUAUUCACUUUAUGCUCGACGUGGUGAUCUUAAAGGUGAUCUUAACCCUGGACCUGGUGCGUAUAAACCCGAGGAUGCAGGACCUAUGAAAACUGUCUUUCAAGCUCCUCCUGCUUAUACAUUUGGUACACGUCACAAAUAUUUCGGACUUGAUAAUACACCUGCACCAAAUGCAUAUGGUCUGCCUGGCAUGUUAGGUAAAACAGUUCAAAGUGUAAAGAAGCAAGCACCCAUUUAUACAUUAACUGGACGAAGUAAACGUGGUGGUUUUGAUGAAGAUCUACAACGAACACCAGGACCAGGUGCUUAUAAUGUUGUGAAACCGGGUACAUAUAAACAAGAGCCACCACAUUAUAGUAUGAUAGCUAGAAAUGAAAUGCCUGGUGAUACAACUCAAAAACCAGGACCUGGUAAUUAUUCACCUGAAAAAGUUUGGCUUCAUAAACAACAAGCACCUGGUUAUUCUUUUGGUAUACGACAUUCGAUGUAUGAAGCACCACUUAUUGUCGAAGUCAAAGAAUAA
This is a messenger RNA of Rotaria sp. Silwood1, 765 nucleotides long. The record is from the annotation of a GenBank genome assembly. NCBI's taxonomy places the organism in Eukaryota, Metazoa, Rotifera, Eurotatoria, Philodinida, Philodinidae.